AUGCGCCUUGGCUGCUUGCCGCUCCUGGCGGGACUGGUAGCUGUUCAGUACAGCUCCGUCUUUGCGCAGGGAGAGACGAAGAUUCACGAGGAGGGUCGCUGUGCGAUUCGUGGCCACUGCGGCAAAAAGUCUUUUUUCGGUGGACAGUUGCCUUGUGUCGAUAAUGGAUUUGCAAAAAAGCCAGCAGCAGAUACACGAGCGAAACUGGUUUCGCUAUGUGGAGAUAAAUGGAAGACGGGGAAUGUUUGCUGCGACGACGAUCAGAUUGCUGCUUUGUCCUCGAACCUGAAGCUGGCCGCGGGUAUAAUUGCCUCAUGUCCGGCUUGCAAAGAAAACUUUUUCAACCUAUUUUGUUCCUUCACGUGCUCUCCGAAUCAGUCGCUUUUUAUCAACGUUACACAAACAGACAAGAUUAAUGGGAGGACAGCGGUGACAGAGCUGGAUAACUUGUGGUCAGAGGGAUAUCAGGCUGGUUUCUACGACAGCUGUAAGGAUGUGAAAAACGGUGCUACGGGCGGCAAGGCAAUGGACUUCAUUGGUGGAGGAGCGAAAAAUUAUUCUCUGUUCUUGAAAUUUUUGGGCGAUAAGAAGCUGCUGGGCAGCCCCUUCCAAAUCAAUUUUGUGACAGGAUCAAAGGGACACGAGGAUUUGGGGAUGCGACCUUUACCAGAGAUUCCAAAAACGUGCAGUGAUUCGGACGAGAAAUAUCGGUGUUCAUGCGUCGACUGCCCCGCUGUUUGUCCCCAGUUACCAGCGUUGACAGAGGAGAGCUAUUGCCAUGUUGGGUAUUUGCCCUGUUUAUCUUUCUCUGUCAUAGUCAUCUAUGCGGUGUUUUUGCUGCUCUUAGUCGCUGGAACUCUUGGUCAUUUCGCCUUCCGGAGACGCCAACAACGAAAACUGGAACGGGUCAGGCUCCUACAAGAUACAAGCCCAAGUGAUGACGAAGAUGAAGGUGAUCUCAUUGACGAUGCUGGCAUUCUCGACCGCCCUCAAACCAGUUAUAGGCUAAAUUCUAUUUUCGAUGCGAUGUUUAACCGCCUUGGUGGUGCUUGUGCUCGUUUCCCGGCAUUAACGAUAACAACAAGCAUUAUAUUAUGUGGCUUGCUAAGCCUGGGAUGGCUACGUUUCGCUGUCGAAAUAGACCCUGUCAAACUCUGGGUGAGCCCAGACUCAGCUGCUGCGCGGGAGAAAGCAUUUUUCGACGAGAAUUUCGGGCCUUUCUUCAGAGCCGAACAAGCAUUUCUCGUUAACGAUACCCAUCCAAGCGGACCAGGGCCUGUUUUAAGCUACGAAACGCUCAGUUGGUGGUUCGACGUGGAGAGUCGAGUUCGCCGCAUGAUUUCGUUGGACAAGGGGCUCUCUCUGGACGAUAUUUGUUUUAACCCGACCGGGAAGGCUUGUGUUGUCCAAUCAUUGACCGGAUAUUUUGGAGGCUCUUUCGCCAAUGUCGACCCCAACACUUGGGAAACUCAUUUGAAGCAUUGCACAGAGUCUCCAGGCUCCGUAGAAUGCCUUCCAGAUUUCCAACAGCCCCUAAAACCAGAAAUGAUUCUCGGUGGUUAUGGACAGACCGAUAACGUGUUGAAUGCCACCGCACUUGUUGUUACAUGGGUGGUUAACAACCAUGCCCCUGGCACAAUAGCGGAGGCUGGAGCAAUAGAUUGGGAGGGUAGCUUGAAGAGAGUGCUCGAGGUGGUUCAAGAGGAAGCAACUGAACACGGUUUACGUGUUUCUUUCAACACUGAAAUCAGCCUUGAGCAAGAAUUGAAUAAGUCUACGAACACGGAUGCCAAAAUUGUGGUAAUCAGCUACGUAAUUAUGUUUCACGAGACAUGCCCUCUCGGCGGUUUGGCUCCUUAUAGCAAUGCCCUAGUUCUCGAUUCAAAACUCGUCAUGACAAACGCAAGCCAUUUCCGAACGAGCCACACUCCCUUGCGUAGCCAGAAAGACUUCAUCAAAGCGUAUGCCUCUGCUCGUCGUAUUGCUGACGGCAUCUCACAAGAGCACGGUAUCGAUGUUUUCCCUUACUCCAAAUUCUAUAUAUUUUUCGACCAGUAUACGUCUAUUAUUCGCCUCACGGGAACAUUGCUCGGGUGCGCAACUGCGAUCAUUUUUGUUGUCACAUCUAUUUUCGUCGGUUCUAUAGCCACAGGCGCAGUCGUAACCGCAACAGUGAUUAUGACUGUUGUCGAUAUCAUCGGAACCAUGGCUAUUGCUAAUGUUUCACUAAAUGCCGUCUCGCUGGUUAACUUAAUUAUCUGUGUCGGUAUCGCGUUUGAGUUCUGUGCACAUGUUGCACGCGCUUUCAUGUUCCCUUCUAGCCCACUCUUGGAGCAGGCUCGAGGUAAAUUCCGACAUCGUACUGCACGCUCGUGGGUGGCAUUGGUCAAUGUUGGCAGCAGUGUCUUCACUGGCAUCACUGUCACCAAACUUCUAGGUGUCUGUGUGCUCGCAUUUACAAGAAGCAAAAUAUUUGAAAUCUACUAUUUCCGGAUUUGGCUGGCACUGGUAAUAUUUGCCGCGUCGCAUGCACUGAUAUUUUUGCCAGUUGCCUUAAGCUUCCUUGGUGGUGACGGAUAUUGUGAUCCUCAAACAGACGGCGGCCUGGAAGAGGACCUCGCCGCGCGAAGAUACCGAUCGUUGUUGCCCGAUGACUAUGAUUCCGAGGACGACUCGUGA
Histoplasma capsulatum G186AR is the source of this 2679-nucleotide messenger RNA. RefSeq names its product sphingolipid transporter. NCBI's taxonomy places the organism in Eukaryota, Fungi, Ascomycota, Eurotiomycetes, Onygenales, Ajellomycetaceae. Gene Ontology annotation, cellular component: membrane. The coding region runs from base 1 to 2679 and encodes 892 amino acids. The record is from RefSeq and is a predicted model, not a curated record. The transcript has 4 exons.